UCCAGUCCAAAAAUAACUGAAAUAAACUUUUCAAUGAAAGGGACCUGAUCGCACGUUUUAACAUGUAUUGCUAAUUAAAUUCCGACCCGUUCGACAGCUGCACAUUGCACGGAAGGUGUUCGACGAAAUGCCUAACAGAAUUUGAUUCCGAUCACGCUAAUCUAUAAGCUACUAUCUUCAACUGUACUCAUCUUCUUUGAAUUUGCAAUCUCAACAUACCGGAGUGCGUACGCAUUGUGUUAAUACGAGAGAUGUUGAGGCGUGUUAGUCCACUGUCGAAGCUGAUUUCUGCGGCUAAACCUUCGCUGCUUAAUCAGGGGGCAUAUGGAUUGAAUUUUCUGGAAGCAUUCAGCACAGAUGCCUCGAAGCCGGCUGAAGCUGGAAUCGUGUCAAAGGCAAGGACCCCAACCAUUAAUUUUGUAUUAGGAGGCCCUGGUGUUGGAAAAGGUACACAAUGUACACGGAUUGCGGAGACUUUUGGAUUCACACACCUAAGCGUUGGAGAUUUGCUCAGAAAAGAAAUCUCUUCCAACACUGAAUACGGUGCCAUGAUUCUCGAGACAAUUACAAAAGGAAAAAUUGUUGCAUCAGAAGUGACGGUCAAAUUGCUCAAAACCGCUAUUGAAUCUAGUGAAACCGAUAGAUUUCUAAUUGAUGGUUUUCCAAGAAGUGAAGAGAACCGUGUUGCUUAUGAACAGAUAAUAGGAAUAGAACCGGAAGUUGUGCUUUUCUUUGAUUGCAAUGAAGAGGAGAUGCUGAAACGAGUGCUGCAUCGUAACCAGGGGCGAGUUGAUGAUAACGUUGAUACCACCAUGCAACGCCUUAAAGUGUUCGAAGCUUAUACUCUUCCCGUUAUUAGAUACUACUCUCAAAAAGGGAAGCUUCACAAGAUCAAUGCUAUAGGAACAGAAGAUGAGAUCUUUGAACGAGUUCGACCUAUAUUUGCCAAAUAGACAUCAAGGUUUAUAAACCUAAAGAUGUUACUGGUGGAAAAAUCGCCAUAUAAUGUGAGUUAUAAUAUGUUUUCGGCUUUUAGAAAUUUGAACCUGCAGAAAGCCACACAAGUUAGACCUUUUUUGUUUUUCUGUUUGAUAGUUAUUGUUGUUUUUUGUUAUCAACUAUAUAGCCAUUGUGUUGUAGUCAUAGACUGUAGCUCAAAGGUACAUUAUAUAAACAAUUUGUGGCGACGAUGUUUCAAAAUAUUGAACUUACGAAGAUGGUCCAGAAACCGCUAUUCGUUUUAUUUUGUUAACAUGAAAAGUAUUGUGACA
This is a messenger RNA of Helianthus annuus (common sunflower), 1271 nucleotides long. Its product is annotated as UMP-CMP kinase. Gene Ontology annotation, molecular function: UMP kinase activity; ATP binding. The transcript has 9 exons. Bases 252 to 953 code for a protein of 233 amino acids. Gene Ontology annotation, biological process: CDP biosynthetic process; 'de novo' pyrimidine nucleobase biosynthetic process; UDP biosynthetic process. Gene Ontology annotation, cellular component: nucleus; cytoplasm. The record is from RefSeq and is a predicted model, not a curated record. Lineage: Eukaryota; Viridiplantae; Streptophyta; Magnoliopsida; Asterales; Asteraceae.